Messenger RNA from Paramecium octaurelia, 728 nucleotides. The record is from the annotation of a GenBank genome assembly. Lineage: Eukaryota; Ciliophora; Oligohymenophorea; Peniculida; Parameciidae.
AUAAACUUAGAUAAAUAGUAAAUAAUGGCAGAACCAAGACCGUACUAUAUUCCUUCCUGUAUUGAAUAUUAACUAGUUAGCAACUUCAUCCAAGUCUAAUACUAAACGAUAGAAUAAUACUCAAUAGCAAUCUAAUUAUGAAGCGCUACUCUCUCAUUUUGGUCAAACGAAGAGCAAUUCUAAUAAAAUUACGAAACCUUAGUCAUCAAUUAUUUAAUAUGACAAAACUUAUGUUCAACUAUUGCAAUAAUAAAUAGCAGAUUUAAAAGAGCAGGUUAAUUUUUUAGCUUUAGAAAAUCAGAGGUUGAAGUAGAGCCAAGAUAAAUCAUUAAAAGUAUUAAAAAUGUUAUGCUUUUAGAGGAUGAAAGAGCAAUAUCAACAGCUAACCAAAUUUAGCAAUAUUGUAUAAUUAGUUUAGCAAUUGAAAAUAGAAAAUCUAGCUCUUAAAUAAAAUGUUUAAUCUCUUAAGCUAGAUUUCAAUAUUCAAAUGCAUCCGUUAAGGCAAUUGUAUAAUCAUAUCAUUCAAAUACCAAAGUAAUAAAUCAAUGACAUUAUGUAAUUGAGGUUAGAAUAGCAAGAAAGUAUUCAUAUAUUAUAUUUAAGCUUUAAUAUCUCAAUAGAAAUGCAAGGUUGAGGUUCUCAAUUUAGAGCGCACUCAACUUUUGGAAUUAUGUUCGAAACAAGAAGGAGAACUUAUUUCAUAUUUGGAAAACAAAAUUCACACCUGA